Molecule: messenger RNA, 1639 nt
Organism: Anarrhichthys ocellatus (wolf-eel)
Lineage: Eukaryota; Metazoa; Chordata; Actinopteri; Perciformes; Anarhichadidae
Product: centrosomal protein of 120 kDa-like
Exons: 2
Coding region: 693-1079 (128 amino acids)
Biological process (GO): interkinetic nuclear migration; positive regulation of centriole elongation
Cellular component (GO): centrosome
Source: RefSeq, a predicted model, not a curated record
CAGCCGUGUGAACAGCGGGCAGUACUGUGAACAUGUGUGUUUUCCCACCAGAAGCAGCGGUUCUGUUGGUUCUGCUCUGUGUCACCAGAACACACCGACGGGUCAGUCUGACAGUCACCAUCUUUCUUUGCUUUUGUUUGUUUUAGCAGCUGAAGGCGUGAGAGAAUAUUUAAAUACCAGCAGGUUGCUGCCAAAGCUCUGACACCACAUUAGUGUUGUUGUUGUCUUGAUUUAUUAAUCUGUAAGUAGGCGGAGCACAGAUCGGCAUUGUGGGUAAUUCUGUGAAGUCUGAGCUGGAGGCCGGAGCAGCUGAGUGAAAUACGACUUCUUCUUCUUUAAGACGUUUUUCUUUCUGUUCUCAUCGUGUUCGUGUGAAUUCCUCCAAGUUGUUUCCUCAGAGAGCUUUUUAUAAACCGUGAAACCAGACAGAUUCCUCACGAGCGUGUCGAUGAGCUGAAACAGUUGUUUGGCAUCAAACCAACACGUUUCAGCAUCGAGGGCCAGAGGACUGUUUAGAACUGAUCCCAGCUCAGAUCUGAUGCGUAGAAAGACCAACAUGUUGGAAACCACCGACGUUAACGAGCACAACGUGUUCAGCUGCUUUGUUCUUAUUCCGAAUACAACAAUAUUCCCAUUAAUCUGUUUACAUUGCUAAUAAAUAUGUAUAUUUUAUGUGAUUAUACGUCUAAAGAAUGCUCCUAAACUGUGUGCAGAGGGAGCAGGAGAACGCGAUGACGCGUCUCAAGAAGCAGCAGGCGGAGCUGGAGGCUAUGAGGCUGCGUUACCUAGCAACGGAGCAGAAGGAGGAGGUCCACCAGGAGAGACGGGAGCUCGACGACAUCAGGAACCAGCUCAACAGACUAAAACAACAGGACGACGACAGGUUAGGCCCCGCCUCCUCCCAGAGUGGCCCCGCCCCCGCCCAGAGCCUGAACGAGGGCGCCGAGGAACACCUGAGCCGCCUGCUGGAGGAGAGAGACACUCUGCUGAGGACCGGCGUCUACACCCACGAGGACCGCAUCAUCGCCGAGCUCAGCAGACAGAUCCAGGACGCCAUGAGGGGCCGAGGGAGCCUCUGACCUCAGGUUUUAAGUCAUAACUUAUUAUUGUUACACGAGCGUCACUCACCGCUCAGGACAACAGGGUUUACUGCCGUGGAGAUGUAGUCUUUAAAGGCUGAACAACAGCUCAUAUGCAUUCAGCAGAAUAUUCAGUUCUAUAAAAACAUGCCGAGAGUUUCUCUUUAUUCAGUCAGUGUUGACUUCUGGAGUUCAUAACAUCUGGAAUCAAUUCAACAAGCAGUAUAACACUAAUAAUACUGUUUAACAGCUCAUCUCCACCGGCUCUUCUCUCCUCUCACAGGCUGACCAGAGGUUCAGUCAGAGUCGGCUGAUGCAGCCACGGACCUGAUCCAGUCCAGCGAUGAACAACCCCCCCCCCCCCCCAGAGACACCCACACCACUACCAACCAGCACACCACACCCCCACCCCAACCAGUGUAAAUGAGGCUUCUGUUUGGAAUCCUUCCUCAUUAUGUCACUGAGUGUGAAGAAAUAAACUGUUCAGUUAUUAUAGAUGGUGAGUUUGUGGACAGUCUGUAAGUAUGAACAUUAGUUCUGGUGAGAUGAUGAGCUGUGUA